Molecule: messenger RNA, 1170 nt
Organism: Contarinia nasturtii (swede midge)
Lineage: Eukaryota; Metazoa; Arthropoda; Insecta; Diptera; Cecidomyiidae
Gene: Jhbp16
Exons: 7
Coding region: 275-1090 (271 amino acids)
Source: RefSeq, a predicted model, not a curated record
UUUAAGUGUAGAGAAAAUAUUAUUUGAAAGUAAUUUUUUUGCGGAAAAAAGUGAACGUUUAAAAAGAUAUGUUCAUUUUUUUAUUUGUUAAACAGUUAACAUUUCUAACUGAAAGUAAUUAUUGACCGUAAGCCGGCCAGACUCGAAUGAUAAACUAUACUGACCUGGAUCAAUCGAACCUUAGUUCUUACUACAGAAAUAUGCAUUUUGAAAUUUAAAUAUUUUGUAUUCGAUCGAUAUUUUCUCAUUUAUGUCAUAAGAAUUCACCGUAAAGAUGUUGUGUACGAGAGAAUAUUUGCUGUUUUUCGUGGCAGUGUUUAGUUUACUGUUAUCAAAUGUUUUUUGUGAUUCUCAUCUAUAUCAGCCACAUGAGACCGAAGUGAUACAUAAUUCACAUUUACCACUUCAACCUGAAUUGGUGAGAGUGUUCGAAAACUGUCACAAAAAGUCCGGCACAUUCGAUCUCUGUAUAAAGAAUGCAUUCAACGAGCUAAGAGUAUACUUCAAAAGUGGUUUCCCCAACAUUCAUAUCGCUCCGUUCGAUCCACACAAAUCGCCACACGUGGAGCAAAGACGCGGAACUACGUUUGCAAGUGGAAGUGGCUAUCGAUUGAUUCUAAGGCAUGUUUCGGAAUACGGAUGGACGAAUUCCAAAGUCACGAAAUAUAGAACGGAUUUUGAAAACAAUCGAAUAAUCUACACACAAGAAUUUCCUGAAAAGAGCCUUGAUGGUGAAUACGAAUUCAAGGGUUUGAUGUUCGGAAGACCAUUUGUAACAAAGGGCAUUUGGAAUAUGACACUCUAUGACUAUGCUCAAACAACAAGUGUUACUCGGGUUGGAGGACCGGGUGGAUUGCUAAAAGUGCGUGUCGAAAUUGAUAAAUUGGGCGAUUUAAAGUUGAAAAUUUCCGAUUUAUUUGGCGGACGAAAAGUCAUUGAAAGCACAGCGGAUUUUCUUAUAAAUAAUAUGUGGAGACCCGGAUUUCCAUUUGUUCGACCAUUAAUCAAUGACUUAGUUAGUACAGCAUUCACAGAUAUUUUCAAUGAAUCAUUCAGAUAUUUUCCAGUAGAUGAUUACAUAAAAGAGUAAUCCAUUUAGAUUUGUAUGUAUAUAUUUUGUAAAUACUUUGUCAAUUUAGAAGCCAUUCUUUCAUUCAUGAACAUUUAGAA